AUGUAAAUUGCUAAUUAUUAAAUUGAAUUACCUAUCUCUUUAGACUUCUCUUACUAAUUAUUAUAUAGAGGAUUUGAUGAAACUAAAUAAUCCUAUUACAUUAAUAUCUUUCCUAAAUCUGAAUUAGAUUCUAUAAUGUAUGAAAAUAUAUCUAAGAAAAUAAAAUCAUACUAUUACAUAAAAGAUGCUAUUGAGGAUGAUAACAAUCUACUCAUUUCUUAUUAGAAUAGUAAUACUUGGAUUAAAAUGCCUAUCAAAAUUACAAAUGAUCAAUUUAAUGAAUAUUUGAAAUAAUUGUAUGAUCUCUAUUCCUUAGAUAUUUUAGGAUUCUAUGAUUUUAAUCCUGACUUUCUUUACAUUAAUUAAAAGAUUAUUUACACUAUUGAUUAUGGUUUAAGAUAUUCUCUUUUCUAAAUUAAAUACUAAUAACGAUACAACAAUAAUAAUUAUAAAUAAGAUUAAUUGAUGAAAACUUGGAUGUUUGGUUCAUUACUUUAUUGUCUUACAACUGGAACCUAAGAUCCUAGUUAUCUUAUUAAAUUAAAUUAACAAUAAAUUAAUUAUCAUAUUGAAUACAAUUGUAGAUAGAAUAAUAUUAGUGAAGACAAUAUUCAUUUUCUUAAAAUCUUACUUUAAACAGAUUAUGAUUAUCGUCCUGCAUUUGAUUAAUUAGCUAAUCUAUUCAAACUUCAAAAUAGUUAAAUAAUCAAAAUACAAUCCCAAAAAUCCUUUAAUCAAUAAAAAACAAUUAAAAAAAUAGAUAAUCUUAAUGAUAAUACAAAUUGUUAAAUUUCUAAAUCAACAUUUACAUAAUCACAUUCAAAAUUUGUACCUAAUUUACAUCAUAACAAAGUUAAGUUAGCAUUUAAAUAAUAAAACUGUUAUACUUCUUAAAAAGAUUUGAAAUAAUCUAAAAUUAAUUAAUAUCAAUAUGCUUCUUAAUUAAUUAAAUCCAAUAUAUCCAAUAAACAUGAUUAAAUUAUUAAAAAUCUUUCAACAACUAAAUCUUUUUAUCCUUAAAAUUAAAAAUAAAAUAUUAUAACCUUAAAUGAAUAAUAUUAUGAUAAUUCCAAAAUUAAUUCUAAUUAAAAUAUUGUUUAAAACAAUUAAUCUAUUAAUAUUGAUCCUAUUAAUUUAAGCAGAAGUAUGUCAUUAAAUGUAAAAUCAUAAGAAUAGUAAUAAUCUAUUAUUUAAACUAAUCAAAUGUUUAUCAAAGCAAAGUAAUAAAAUGAUUUUUAAUCCAAAAAGAAACCAUAAAAAAAUUAAAUUAACUCAUUUGAGUAAGAUUUCUUUUAUAAAGAAGAAGAUGAUGAAGAAGAGGACUUUAUUGUUUGA
Molecule: messenger RNA, 1335 nt
Organism: Paramecium primaurelia
Lineage: Eukaryota; Ciliophora; Oligohymenophorea; Peniculida; Parameciidae
Source: the annotation of a GenBank genome assembly